CCCCCAAAGGACCGUACAUAAUGGUAAAACAAACCCCUCCGCUUCCCAAGACCUGAUGAUCCAUCAAAACUAACCUCACACCUCUCCCACCAAUAGAUCGAAGAACCCCUCCCCUCCCCCUACCCAUCAUUCACAGCCUCGUACUCCAUCCCGUUCUCCCGACUACACCUACUCUGCAUCAUGGAAUCCCUACGCCAAGACCCUGACGGUUUCUCCGGCCUCGGCGAAGACGGUGUGUGGCGCAACUUCGAUAAAAACGGCGCCGUCCUGAGCUAUCGAGUCCUGAAUUCAAAGGAGGUUGCGGGAUUUCUGGAUAUGUUUCCUCGGAAGACGCGAGAGCAUGGCAAGGAUGUUAUGGAUGAUAUCGAGCAGUUGAUGUUGAUUUCGCCGCCCAGUCGUAUUAUUGGGGGUCUUGAGAUUAAUGCGUAUCAAGGAGGGGGUUAUGAGGGAGAGUGACAGGCACCUUAUCAUGCUAGUUACUCGUUGAUCUAUGGCGAGCUUUAUCGAUUGCAUGUAACGAAUU
Molecule: messenger RNA, 523 nt
Organism: Paecilomyces variotii
Lineage: Eukaryota; Fungi; Ascomycota; Eurotiomycetes; Eurotiales; Thermoascaceae
Exons: 1
Coding region: 181-456 (91 amino acids)
Source: RefSeq, a predicted model, not a curated record